AUGGCAGCUGCACGCCCAACCAGGGAGCAAUUGUACAUCUCUGAGACGCCGGACGAGGUCAAGAAUGCUAAGGGCUUGCAUUUGAUCACAAUGUCCACUCCUAAUGGACAAGCUGUACAAAUCAUGCUCGAGGAACUCCAUGACGCUUAUGGCACUGAACAUACCACCACCUUGAUUAGCAUCAUGACCAAUGAGCAAAAGAAAGAGUGGUUCCUCCGUUUGGAUCCCAAUGGACGGAUUCCAGUAUUGAUAGACAACACGCAAGAUCCUCCUUUCCCUGUACACGAGACGAGUGCAGAGAUGUUCUACCUGUUGAAGUUUGCAGACAAGGAGGACAGGUUUGGAUUCAAGGACGAGUUGGAGAGAAACCAGGCUAUUCAGUGGACAUUCUUCUGGCACGGCAGUGGUGCUCCAUAUCAGGGUCAGGUGAAUCACUUCAACAAGUUUGCACCAGAGAAGAUUGAAUAUGCUAUUAACCGUUUCAAGAACGAGACUCUGCGUGUCUACGGUGUGCUCGAGAUUCUGCUCUCGGGCAAAUACACUGGUGAACCACGAGACUACCUCGCUGGAUUCGGCAAGGGCAAGUACAGUAUCGCAGACAUGAAGACAUGGCCAUGGGUCAAGGCCUGGGACUUCUCUGGCUUCACCAAGGAGGAUAUGCAACCAUUCCCACAUUUGAUGAAGUGGAUUGAUAGAAUUGGCGAGAGAGACGCUGUAAAGAGGGCGAUCGGAGAGAAAUAUCAGAUGGAGAAGUAG
This is a messenger RNA of Lithohypha guttulata, 756 nucleotides long. RefSeq lists its product as uncharacterized. The record is from RefSeq and is a predicted model, not a curated record. The coding region runs from base 1 to 756 and encodes 251 amino acids. NCBI's taxonomy places the organism in Eukaryota, Fungi, Ascomycota, Eurotiomycetes, Chaetothyriales, Trichomeriaceae. The transcript has 3 exons.